GGCUGAAAUUCUCUAUUUUCCUCUGCUCAAUCACCUGAUAGUCUUCCCUGUGACUAAGUUUCCCUUGUUUUUAUUAUUUUCAGGCCACACAGAAAAACAUGCUGACAAUGGUAACCAACUAUAUAUGCUUCAGGUCCAACACUUCCCAGUGUCAGCUUCCCAGCGAAGCAAGUCUAAUUGACUGCUCUCAGUAAGCACCUCUCCAUGAUUAAAUAAACUGAGGUUAGAGAUAAGUUUGCUUUGCAAACCUGCUGGGGAAUAACCACUUUUCUACAGGAAUCAGGAGAGUGAGGCAACUUCCAAUGAAAAACAGGGAGAAAAGGGAGCUUGGCAGACACCAAUAAUAGGAGACUAACCUAUUAGAAGGCACCAAGAGGACUGGACAAUGCUCUUGCAUAGGUGUGACAAUCAUGUCUGGUGAGUAAGAACACAUUAGAUCACUACAACAGAGAGCAUUAAAAACAAGAAAAUAUUGUCAUUCAGCAUUAACAUGUUUUGUUUAAAGUCUCAAGAUGGUAGCACAUACAUUUUCCCUGUUCCUGUGUACAAAAAAGAGGUUACAGGCCACUUAUUGUUAAGGGUAUGCAAAGCCAGAGAAUAAUUAGUAAGCCACAAGCUCUCAGAAAAUAAGGGCAAAGUUGGGUUAAGACUCCAGUUUAGAGAUUUGCAGAAUUUUAUACCAUAAAAUGAGCAAUUGCUGUUUCCAGAUGACUCCCAGGUUUCUAUAAGGCCAGGUAUAUACUCUGAGAGAGAAAUUCGCACAUCACUGAAUAUUCUUCACCGUCUUAUCCUCAAUCCGUUUUCAAAGCAAAACAAAGCAAGCACUGGCUAUUUUAGUUUCCUUUUCCUCCUGCAGAGAGAGCUCUGCCGCUUCAGUUUCCCUUUUCAGUUUCACUUUCCAGUUUCAGUUUUCACCUCGCUUUUCAAGUUGUUCUCGCAAGAACACACCCACAGUUUACCUUCUUGGUCAGCUGUUUAGCCUUCCUUAUAUAGCCCUGUUCUGGGGCUAAAUUCACCUGAAAUCCACAGGACAGGCGGGACAGACUCAGAGGAGCCCAGGCUGCUAACCAGACCCUGCGAGCGGCUGCCUAACUCACAGCAACCAUGGGUAAGAAUGCUGAUGAAGAUCAGAUCAAAGCUAGGGUAGAGCAGUUGAGAUGUCACUUUACAUGGAAGUUGCUAAUUGAAGAUACUGAACUGCUUGAUUUAGAAAACAGGGUCUUUGAUGAAAUUGAGUUCUUAGACACAAAAUUCAAUGUGGGAAUACACAACCUACUGGCCUAUGUGAAAUACCUGAAAGGCCAGAAUGAAGAAGCUCUGCAGAGUUUAAAAGAAGCUGAACACUUAAUGCAGGCAGGUCAUGCGGACCAGUCAGAUGUGAGAUGGCUGGUCAUCUGGGGCAACUAUGCCUGGCUGUAUUACCACAUGGGCAGACUGGAAGAAGCCCAGAUUUACCUGGACAAGGUGGAGAACAGUUGCAAGUUUGCCAGCCCCUCCUACUACACAAUGCAGUGUCCUGCGAUGGACUGUGAGGAGGGAUGGGCCUUGCUGAAAUGUGGAGGAAAGAAUUAUGAACGGGCUAAAGCCUGCUUUCAGAAAGCUCUGGAAGUGGAACCUGAAAACCCUGAAUUCAACACUGGAUAUGCAAUUGUUGACUAUCGUCUGGAUGGCUUUAACAAAGUAACACAAGCUGAUGAGGCAUUUUGUGUGCAGUCCCUAAAACGGGCUAUCAAGCUAAAUCCAGAAGAUGCAUAUAUUAAGGCUCUCCUUGCCGUGAAGCUUCAGGAUAUAGGACAAGAAGCUGAGGGGGAAAAGUACAUUGAGGAAGCACUGAACAACAUGUCUUCGCAGACCUAUGUCUUUCGAUAUGCAGCCAAGUUUUACCGAAGAAAAGGCGCUAUGGAUAAAGCUCUUCAGUUCUUAAAAAUGGCCUUGCGUGCAACACCCUCCUCUGCGUUCCUGCAUCACCAAAUAGGGCUUUGCUAUAGAUCACAAGUUUUUCAAAUAAACAGAGCUACAAACUGGCAGGCUAGAGGACGGGAUAGAGAAAAUUUGGACAGAAUAAUAAGAUUAGCCAUAUCUCAUUUUGAAUUUGCUCUGGAACAAAAGCCAACAUUUGAAGUAGCUUAUAUACACCUAGCAGAUAUGUACAUAGAAGCAGGCAACUACAGAAAAGCUGAAGAUGCUUAUCAAAAACUGUUAAGCAUGAAAUCACUUAAAGAAGAAACACUGCAAGAGAUUUAUUUCAACUACGGUCGAUUUCAGGAACAUCAAAGGAAAUCUGAAGUCAAUGCAAUUAUCUAUUAUUUAAAAACAAUAAAAAUAAAUAAGCUGUCAAUUGUAAGAGAAAGAAGUAUCAUUGCUUUGGAGAAACUGAUUUUAAAGAAACAUGAAAGAAAUAAAGCAGACAUGGAAAGCUUGAGCAUCCUUGGGCUCAUCUACAAAUUGAAAGGAGAAAUGAAUAAAGCCCUGGAGUAUUAUGAGCAGGCCCUGAGGCUGGCUGCUGGCUUUGAGAACUCCGUGGGACAUGUUCCUUAGGCACUGAAAUAUGGACCACUUUCACAGUUCAUUUGAUUUUUAUGUUGACAUGUACUAAUUAUCUUUUCUGCUUGCUGCUUUCAGAAACAUGUAAUUCUUGAACAAUCAUGCAAACCUGAUAAAAUACUACUUGUAUUCAGAAAAUAGUGAAACAAUAUAUAUGUCUGUGUGUGUGUGAGAGGUAGAGAGACAUAAACCAUUUCUCUGUGAAUGUUACAUAAUAGAAAUAACAGUUUGUGGCAAAUAAAACACUGCACUGCUAUAAAGUAAAA
Miniopterus natalensis is the source of this 2810-nucleotide messenger RNA. Its product is annotated as antiviral innate immune response effector IFIT1-like. Gene Ontology annotation, molecular function: RNA binding; protein binding. Gene Ontology annotation, biological process: defense response to virus. Gene Ontology annotation, cellular component: cytosol. The record is from RefSeq and is a predicted model, not a curated record. NCBI's taxonomy places the organism in Eukaryota, Metazoa, Chordata, Mammalia, Chiroptera, Miniopteridae.